AUGAAUUUGAGUAGUAGCACAGAUUUCGUAAUAAAUGCAGAUAAGGAAAAUGACGCAUCAAAUAAUAAACCUACUAAUGAGAUAAAUUUAUUUUCUGAUAUUUUAAACAGAGAUAUGAAAGGUGUAUUAAAUGAUAAUGCAAAGGAAAUAAAUAUUUAUGAACAAGACAGAAAUAAUUGUAACAUUGACAAUUUUUUUAACGAAUUAAAUUUAAAUAGCUCUAACAAUAAUUUUAGCAAAUCAAUUCAAGUUGAAAAAAAAAUGUUUCAUGAAAAUAAACAUUUUGAUGAUAAUACCCAAGAAAAACUAAAUGAUAAUGAUGAGGAAAAAGAAGAAACAUUAUUAUUAAAUAUAGCUGAUAAUAUGACAUGUUCAGGUAUAAACAUGAACAUUUUAGCUAGUUCUGAAAAAAAAAAAAAAUCUGACUCCACAAGUAGGUUAGACGGUGCAAAUGAAACAGCGGAAAAGGUGGAAAAAUCGGAAAAAGCGGAAAAAUCAGAAAAUGUGGAAAAACCAAAGUUAGUUUCAAAAUUUUUGGAAGACCUAAAUUACAAUAAUAAAAAAAGUCACACCCCAAUUUUUAGUGAAGCAUUUAAUUUGAUAGAUAUAUCUUCUAUAUCUGAAGAAACAAAACAAAGUGUAUAUUCAAAAUUAGAUUACGAUUUUAGCAGUAUGACAAAUCUAGUAUUGGAUAAGAUUGUAAUAAAUGAAAUGGAAAACGAUAAGAAUAAAAAGAUAGAAUAUAAUAAUAUAUAUGAUAAAAAAGAAACUGAUAAUGAAUUAUUAAAUGAAGAAAGAAAAAUAAGUAAUGAACAAAUAUUAGAUAAUUAUAGUAUUCAAAAAAAAAAUGAAUGUUCUGAUUCAAGUAAUAGUAGUGAAAAUGAAUCAGAUGGAAUAGAUAAACUUUUUAAUCGACAUAAAAUUGACGUUUCUAAUUUAUCAAAAUAUUUUGAUUUUCAUAAAAAUGAAAUAAAAACAAGUAUAGACACACUAAAAACUGAUGAACAUUUUCAAAAUAAUACUUGCAAUGAUUUAUAUACUAAUUUAGAUAAUGAUGAAAUAUAUGAAUACGGAUCUGACUCUUCAAAUAUUUCAACUACAAGCUUUGACGAAAAAAAAGUAGAUAUUGAAAAGGGAGGAAAUACUGAAAAGGGAGAAGAUAUUGAAAAAAAAGUAGAUACUGAAAAGGGAGAAAUAGAUAUAGAUAACAUAUUAACAUUUAAUAAUUUAGAAAAAAAAAAUAAAAAUGAUGUUACGUUAAAAGAAAAAAGAUCAAAUAGUAUGUUGACUGAAGAUGAAUCUCUAAAUUUGGAAACAAAUUAUAUUACUAAUGAUAUUUUAAAUGAUAUAUUAAAUAUUAAAGAUGAAAAAAUAACAUUCGAAAAAUUUAGAAAUUAUUUUAUAAGUUUGAAUUAUGAAAUAAAUGUAGAAAAUUUAAGAUUAUUAUUUAAUUCAAUAGUAGAACAUAAAAAAUGUAAUAUAAAAAAUGAUGAAGAAAAGGAAAAUAAAAUAGACAAAAAAAUAAAAAAUAAUAUAAUAAAUGAAGAAGAAAUAUAUAUAAAUAUAGAUAACUUAAAAUAUUAUAUUAUUGAAAGAAAUUAUAAAAAUAAUAAUUAUUUUAACGAAAUUAUAAAAAUGAUUAUUCAUUUUAAUAACAUAUUGUUAUUAAUGCUAAAUAGUAGUUCUACUAAAAAAGAAGAUAAAAUAUUAUUUGAAUUAUUAGUUUUCAAAUUCUCAUCAAGUUUUAAUCAAAUUAUAGAAACACCAAAUGAUGUAGAUAAUUUAAUUAAACACUUAAAUGAAAUAAUUAAGCUUAUAUUAUUAGAUGAUUCACAAAAUAAAAAUUUAAAAAAUAUUAUAUUAGAUUAUUUAAAAAUGAAUAAGAUUUCUCUAAAAAAUAAUGAAAUAUUAUCACAACUUAAUAAAUCAUCAAAAAUGAUUUUAGAAAAAUCUGAGCAGAAUCAUUCUUGUGAUCAUAUAGAACCCGAACCCGAAAAAACAAAAACAGGCUUGGAAAAUAAUAGAGCAAACUUGGAAAAGAGUAGAACAACCUUGUUGAACAGUGGUAAUGGCAAUUCUGAAAUUAUAAAAGAAGAGGAUGAUCAAAAUAAAGCCAUUAAUGAAGAUUCUUCAAUAAAAAUGGAAAAACAAAUAACAACAAGUUUAAAGACAUCAUUAAAUGAUACAGAAAAUAAUACUAGAAAUUUAACAAAAGAUAUUAUAAUAAGCGAAAUAAAUAACACCAAUAAGUCUUUGGGAAAUUACAAAAAAAAUAACGAAAGUAGCCAAGGUAGCGAAUGUAGCGAAAGCAACGAAAGUAGCGAGCAUAACGAAAGUAGCGAACUUAACGAAAGUAGCGAAAUUAACGAACAUAGUGAUGUGUUAUUUGAACUUGACAAUAGUAUAAAUGAGAGUACAGAAGAAAUGAAAAAAGAAAGAAAUAUAAUUGAUAUCGAACAAAUUAAAAAUGAUAUAAAAAUGACAAAUUAUAGUGAAAAUUCAGGCGAUAAAAACAAAAAAAUAAAAAAGAAUUCUAAAAAAAAUAUAAAAUGUAAAAAUGUGGUAAAGAAUAGUAAUAGCAAAAUUGAUGAGAUUAACUCUAAUAGUACAAAUGGAAAUAAAAAAAAAAAAAUAAAGUUGGAAAAAAAAAGCAAAGUUGAAAACAGCGAAGCAAAAAUAGUCAAAGUUGGAAAUGGCGAAGCAAAAAUAGACCAAGUUGGAAAUGGCGAAGCAAAAAAAGACAAAAUUGAAAAUAGCGAAGCAAAAAUAGACCAAGUUGGAAAUGGCGAAGCAAAAAUAGACCAAGUCAGAAAUGAUGAACAAGGUAAAAAUGGAAAAGAAAUUCAUAAAAAAAUAAAAGAAGUUACAAAUUGUGUAAAUGGUAAAAUAAAUGAUGAAAAAAAUAAUUAUAUGAGAAAUUAUACAAAUGAUAUCAAUAUGAAAAAUGUUCAAAAUUAUAUGAAAAGAUUUAGUUCUAUGAACAAUACUAAUAAUAUACCUUCCUAUAUGAUUAUAAAUAAAAACAAUAGAUAUAUUAAUUCUAAUAAUGCAUUAUAUAAAAAAGGUAAUUUUUUAUUUCCAGCUGUUUGUAAUAUAAAUGACUAUAAUACACAAACUUUAAAACUAACAAAUUCUGGAUAUAUUAAUGAAAAUAAAACUUUGGAAAAACCUGAAUUAUUUAAUCCUCAUAUUUUUAAGGACAAGUGUCAAAAUAAUUUCAUAAAAAAAAAUUCAAUUAAUGAAAAUACUGAUAAUAGAAUCAAUUCUAAUCAAUAUCUAUGGAACGAAAAAUUGAAACCCCAUUCUAACAUAAAAUAUAAUACAAAUAACUACAUAAUACAAGCUAAAAAUUGUAUUAAUAAUAAUACAGCUCAUUAUAAAGAAAAUCCAUGUUUACAUUUUCCUUUACAUUUCAAUUCUACAACAGACAAUUCAUAUAUUAGUAAAUUAAAUGAGGACUAUAUGUUUGCAUCUAAUUUAGAUCCAUAUAAAAAUCCAAUUCUUGGAAAAGAACCACAUAUGAAUAUCAACUCUUUCAAUAAAGUUAGAAGUACUAUCAGUAUAAAUAAUGCCAUUAAUGGAAUAAAUGUAGAUAAUGAUCGUAUAUAUGAAACAAACAAAAUGACACAAAAAAAAGAUGGUUCUGUAGCUAGUACAUCUAAAUCAGAUGUAAACAAAAAUAUUAUUGGAAAUAAAUGCGAAAAUAAUAAUAUUGACAUAAAUAAUGAACAAUAUAAAAUUAAAAGUAUAUCAAAUUUAAAUCAAUUUAAGAAUAAAAUGAUUGAUGAAAAAAACAAACGUUAUAGUAUCAGCUAUAGUAAAAUACCAAAUAACAAUAGUAAUAAUAUAUAUAUAGGGUUCCGAAGAAAUAUAAAUAAUUUCUCUGGUAAAAAUAAUUCAAAUAUGAAUGCAAGAAGAAAUAAAUCACAAAAAAGAUAUUUAAGUUCAAAAAGUGAUGUUCAUGCUACUAUUAAUUCACCCACUAAUCUAACUAGCGAAAAGAGAGAUAAUGAUUUGACUAAAAAAAAUUUAUCAAAUUUUGAAAGUGGAUUAUUCAAGCUAAAAAAUUUUGCAAACAUUUUAAAAGAAACUAAUAAAUCUCAAGAAAAUUGUGAAAAAAAUGAAAAGGAAUCUAAGAAUGUAUAUCAUCGAUUUACAGAAAUAUUGACAAACGGAAUAAAACGAUUUACAUUAGGAUCUACCAAAUCGAUCAAUUUGAAUAUGCACGAUGAAAAGGAAAACAAGGAUUCUAAAAACGUAGAUGCAAAUAAUGGUGGUAAUAAUGAUGCAAAUAAUGAUGCAAAUAAUGGUGGUAAUAAUGAUGCAAAUAAUGAUGCAAAUAAUGGUGGUAACAAAGGAUGUGGAACAAAUGCAGAAAAAGACAAAAAUAGUACAAAUUUGGUGAUAGAAAAGUCUGAAAAAAAUGAUAAAAAAGAAAUAGAUAAAGCCGAAAAUAAUAAAAUAGAAGAAUCACAAUGUAUUAAUAAGUCAAAAAAUGAAAAUAACAAAAUUAGUAAUACAUCUUGUAAUCUCAAAGAACAUAGUUUAAAUAAUAAUAAUAUAAAAAAAGAAACAAAUAAUAUAACUAAUUACAGAAAUAGUAAUAUGUAUCCUAUGAACACUCAUUUACUCAAUAUUAAAAAUGUAAGCAAAUUAAAUAAUGAUCAAGUUGGCACAAAUGGAAUAUAUGAUAAUUUAAAAGGCUCAAAUAUGUAUUAUAAAAAUUUGUCUAAUAAUAAUAAUAAUAUAAUAAACAAUAAUAAUAAUACAUUACAUACAUAUAAAAUGCAUGUAGAUAAUUCUGAUAUGAAAUAUAAAAAAGGAUAUCAUUCAAAUGUAUUUAAUAGAGGAAACCAAGGAUUAUUAAAUAUAAAAAAAACGUGUUCUAAUUAUGUUAAUAAUAAUAAUAAUAAUAGAAUAACUACAUCUAGAUAUGAAUCCGCAACUAACUCAGGAAUUAGAUCAGAAUCUGGGGUUGAUCGUUUUAUUCAUUUCCAUAAAAGAAAUAGCACAUUAAAUGGUACAACACCUUUUGCAAAUUUUCAUGAUCAUAAUAAAAAUAUAAUAAACAAUAUAAAUACAAAAGUAUAUUCUAACGAAAAUAAUAAAAUUAUUAAUGAGAUAAUAAAAAAAAACAAAAUCGAAUUACCAAAUGGAUUUAAUAAAUCAUUCUUAAAAAGAGAAAGUAAAUUAGAUAUAAUGAGUAACAGUAGAAUAAUAAAUAUGAAUAAUAAUAUAAAUGAAGAUAUAGAAAAAUAUAUAUAUGACAAAAAUAAUUUAUUUUUAAAACCAAUUAGAAAUUUUGAAAAGGUAAAGAGUGAAACUAAUUUGUUUAUGCAAGUAAAAAAUGAUAAUUUAAUGACAAAAGGAAACCAAAUAAAUUAUGAUAUUAAUAAUAGUGGAGUGAAUAAAAUUGUUGGAAACAUAAUUGGAAAAACAGUUAAAUGUGAAGUUUCUUCUAAGACAAAUUUGGAAAAAAAUAUUUUAGAAGAACAGACAAAUAAUACACUUAAAAUAAAUAAUAAUCAAGAAAAUGGAAACAGAAAUUGUGUUUUAAAGACACAAAAUUGUGGGCAAAAUUGUGGGCAAAACUGUGGGCAAAACUGUGGGCAAAAUUGUGGGCAAAACUGUGGGCAAAAUUGUGGGCAAAACUGUGGGCAAAACUGUGAACAAAAUUAUGGACAAAAUUAUGGACAAAAUUAUGGGCAAGGUUAUGGGCAAAAUGUAAAAACCAAUUCAAAUAAUAACACAAAAGAAACCAAAUUUAUUUAUAAAGAUGAUACAAAAUAUAAUAUGCCAACAACAUUUUUAAAAGAAUUUCAAACAAAUAUUUCAGAUAAUAAAAAAUAUAUAGAAACGUUUGAUGAAAAUAAUUUAACCCUCGAACAAAUUAUGAACAUACCUGGGGUUAAAUUAGGAAAAAAUUAUAUACAAGAUAUAAACGUAUGUUCAGAUUGGUCUAAAUUUAAUGAUUAUGAUCAAAAUGUAAUUAAGCAAUCUAUACAAAACAGUUUUGAAAAUAAUAAUUACAAUAAUUUUAUGGAUUAUACACAAUUUACUAAUACAUUUUUUUCAACUGAAAAAUAA
Messenger RNA from Plasmodium yoelii, 6087 nucleotides. Its product is annotated as conserved Plasmodium protein, unknown function. The transcript has a single exon. Lineage: Eukaryota; Apicomplexa; Aconoidasida; Haemosporida; Plasmodiidae. Bases 1 to 6087 code for a protein of 2028 amino acids. The record is from RefSeq and is a predicted model, not a curated record.